Messenger RNA from Fonsecaea multimorphosa CBS 102226, 609 nucleotides. RefSeq lists its product as uncharacterized. Lineage: Eukaryota; Fungi; Ascomycota; Eurotiomycetes; Chaetothyriales; Herpotrichiellaceae. The transcript has a single exon. The record is from RefSeq and is a predicted model, not a curated record. The coding region runs from base 1 to 609 and encodes 202 amino acids.
AUGUCGCAACCUGAGAGAACCAUCGAACAGUGGCAGGCCGACUUUGUGCAUGUGAUCGAGAAACUGCGCUGCUACGGAGAUCACUGCCCCUUUCCCGCAUGUUGCAAGACACCAGAGACACAGUCUUUGCAGCCAAUGGCCCUUCGCGUUCCCGAAGUCAACUGGCGCGACGCGGAUGUUGCUAGUCGAUUACACCGGGCAUGUGUCACGCUGAGAAUGCCUCCUCGCGCCGAGGAAUUCGCAGAAUACCUAUUCCGGCAAUUUUUCAUGCCCAUCUCCUGGCCACGCACGUUUGGCGUCUCGCCUAACCCCGGCAUUGCGGCUUCCAUCAGGCUCUCAUGUUCCGAAUACAAGCUUCCAAUCACCGAGGACAAGAUUUGCACGGUUUUCCGCAGCGUCAACAUGGAGCGUCUCGAGAUUGCACUCGACCAGAUAGAAAGAGAUUAUGUCAAACUCAGAAAUCGAUAUUUCAAGGGCAAACUUCGUGCGAGAGGAGAAGCGAGAGGCGCCGUGUAUGAUCACGCUGCGCGGCGAAGGCGCAGACUAUGUGGCAGAGAUGUGACGAGAGAGCUGAGGGCGCAGAUCUACCUCAUGUCUGAAGGGAUGUGA